AUGGGCCAGUCCCUCACUACCCAGGAGAAGCACAACAUCAAGCGUGAAAUCUACACGCUGUAUCCCGGUCUAGAGCAGCAACUUGAAAUGGCAUUUAGCUGCCAUGACGUGGAGGGAACCCUUGCCCUUCCCUAUGCUACCCUCGAGCCCGUCAUCCGGCAUUUGCUAAUGCAGUAUGGGCUAAUAGAAUACGUUACUCGAUUCAGCAUGGCUUCGGGAGCCCUCGACCCUGCCCAUGUGCGUCACGAAUUGGCGGAAUUCGGAGUUGCCACUACACGACUCUUUGGCGACGCAAAUCUCAGCGUCGAGGAUUUUAAAAGCCUUGCAGUUGUAUGGCUGAAGAAGAUACUUGACACCCAUGCAGACGAUCAGGCAGAAUGGAUGGAAAAGUUAAAAGCCGACCAGGAGGAGCAGAGCGCCAACUACGCGAAGGCGAUGAAGGAAUUUCAGGAACAGUACGUCAAGCAACAGGCCGUUUACCAACAGGGGCUCGAGGAACAACAGAAACAGAUACAAGACUGGAACAGGCUCCUCGAGGAUGCUCACAAGACACAGCAGCAGAUAUAUGAUGAAGAGGUUCGGCGCAUGAAGGAAAUUCAAGAGAGGGAGGCGCGGGCUUCUGAGAUCGCUCGUCAAGAAGAGUUGGAGCUGAUCCGAAAGUAUCAGACUAAGCUCGAGGAAAUCGCGAAAGCCGAGGGAGGGAAGUGCUUCGUCUACCCAGCAAGCAAAACACCCUAUGGCGCCUGCGCCUCGGCUGGAGCACAGGAGCCUUGCAGGAGAAAGAGAAGCCAAACGCGCAAACAGCCUGCCAAAGGCUGCUGUUGA
Molecule: messenger RNA, 825 nt
Organism: Eimeria acervulina
Lineage: Eukaryota; Apicomplexa; Conoidasida; Eucoccidiorida; Eimeriidae
Exons: 4
Coding region: 1-825 (274 amino acids)
Source: RefSeq, a predicted model, not a curated record